This is a messenger RNA of Fundulus heteroclitus (mummichog), 1777 nucleotides long. It is a transcript of the gene ccdc117, whose product is annotated as coiled-coil domain containing 117. NCBI's taxonomy places the organism in Eukaryota, Metazoa, Chordata, Actinopteri, Cyprinodontiformes, Fundulidae. The record is from RefSeq and is a predicted model, not a curated record. Bases 392 to 1156 code for a protein of 254 amino acids. The transcript has 6 exons.
UUUUGUUUUUUUCAUUCGACGUCAGUUUGACCCGUCCUACUUUUAGAGCCUUACACACGCCGUACACAAACAGAACAAGGCAAACAGUCAGAGUGCCAUUUGUGCUUAGCUGAUGUUUAAUAGUUGCACACGGUUGGUAGAGUUUGCGCCUGUUAUUGUCCGGAGUGUUAGAAAGAGAAAGCCCGAACUGUGCGGAGACAAGCUAGCUUAAACAUCGACAGCCACAACAAACGGCGAGGGGGCAGGGCAGCUUCACAGCUCAUCUAAGAAGCAUCAGCUGUGAUCUUUCAGACCAGCACGGCUUGUAGCGACCUGUCUCACCCCGGCGCUUCCACUGGCUCUUCAUGCACAGCCUCUUCCCCCGGCCGGUGAGCUGGGGCGUCUGCCAGCCAUGUAUUCAUUUUCAGGCCCAGCCAGUUUACCUGAAUUUGACUUCGGACCUCCGAGCGCCGCUGACUGCCUUCAGAGGGAAGUCACCUCAGACAGCAGCUGGGAAACGAGACGCCUUCGGAAGCACAGAAGAUUAGAUGAUGAGGGGUGCAGUGCCAAAAAGCGGAGGUUAAUGCCUGAGACCGAAGUGGACCUUUCAGCGAACAGCUGUCCUGCUCUGUCUGCACAGCAGGUCGCCCUUCCUCCUCCACAGCCAUGUUCAGCGCCUCAGACCCUCAGCGUGCCGCCGACCUCCUCUGUCUCGUCUGUCCUCUCCCGACCCGAGAUGGAUGGAUCCUGCAUGGAGAUAGAAGCGGCUCACAGGAAACUGCAGGAAAUUGAAGACAGAAUAACCCUUGAAGAUGACGAUGAGGAUCUGGACGUAGAGCCGGCUCCGAGGCGGCCGGUGCUGGUGAUCUCGGACAGUUUGAAGGAGGGUCUGCAGCGCGGCAUCAGCGACAUUCUCCCACAAACUGUGGCCCAGUCUGUGAGUCCUUCAGGCAUGGAGCUGGUCCUGUGGCGUCCUCCAGAAGAUCCCUUCUGCCAGAGGCUGAAGGACUCCUUACAGAAACAGCGUAAACAACAGACUGUGUGCCGGCAGCUGCCGACUCCGUGUUCCUCUCCCACCGCUCCCCUCAGCCCCUCCAGCCCACCCGCAGAGACGUGCUCUCCCAUGUACAGCUUCCCCGGGCUCCCCAGCUCAGCCGAGGAGGACAUGGAAAUUUAAUCCGUAAGCCAGAAGCUGGACGACUUGACAAGGGCGACAGGACAGGCGGGCCGGUUGUGUUGUGUUGUGAUCUGUUGUGUUGAUCCUGAGCUUGCUUGAGCUUGCUUGUGCAAAAUUAAUUUGCCACACAUUCAGUUUUUUUUUUUUUUUUUUUCUGUGGAUAGAUGUGAGGAUUAACCUUCGCUUUAAGUGUAAAUGUAAAUCUUAAAGGCAUGUAGGCUCACCGGCGUAUUAACGUUCCAGACGUUUCGUACAUGUUUCUGACCAGCGGCGCACUCGUGCGUUAAAUACGAGUUGUGGUUUUGUUGAGCAUGCGUGUGCAGCGCGGAGAGCUCCUCUUUAGGGAGUCCCUACAGAACACUAAACGCCUGACUUCCUGUUUACCGUGACGCUGUGACGGAGGAGCGACCCGCCUCUGCUGCAGAUGUGCUCUCUGUCAACUUUGACCUUUUUUUUAAAAGAACUCAACUGUUUUGUGAUAGAGGAGUCAUCUUCCUCUGGUUCAGAUCUUUGCAACAUCUGUGACUUUUGAUUACAUUGUAAUGACUUCUGCAAAGGUAUUUUUUAUGACUUGCUUACAUUUUGCAUAUGUACAUUGCCAUUAAAAAGGUUGGUACUUUU